UUUUUUUUUGGCUCGGGGUUAGUCUACUAGCUCCGCCAUGGACCGCUUGCAGAGGUUGCGGCCCACUCCCGCCCCAUGCAGCUCUAAGUCGCCGCCCGAGCGGCCGCUGCAGGUGAAAGUGGUGGGGAUCUUCAAAAGCUCCAGCUUUCAGGUUGCGAAGUCUACUGCUGAGAGUCUGAAGAUGAAUUAUCCAUCCAAAUUUGAAGAUCCUAUAAUGGUUCCUCUUCAAGAAUUUGCAUGGUAUCAAUAUCUGCAGGAGAAAAAAAGGGAACUCAGGGAUGAAACAUGGGAAUAUUCUUCCAAUGUGAUGUGUUUUAUUAAUGAUAAAUUCCUCGGUGAUGUAUCUGAUCUGCAGAAAUGGGCCCACAAGGUGUGGGAUAUAGUUGAUAUUAAGCCCCCUGCACUUUAUGAGGCACUUACUGUGGAUUUUUCCACAAAAUUCUUGAGAGACACCAAGCAUGUUUUUGUAUUCUUGGACAUUAAGAUUAAUUUUUAUCCAAUUGGACGGUUGAUUUUUGAGCUAUAUUGUGAUGUAUGUCCCAAAACAUGUAAAAAUUUUCAGUUCCUGUGCACAGGAAGAGCAGGGUUUUCUCAAAGUGGCAUAAGGUUACAUUACAAAGAUUCAAUUAUUCAUCGAGUGGUCCAGAAUGGUUGGAUACAAGGGGGAGACAUAGUAGCUGGAAGAGGAGAUAAUGGAGAGUCUAUUUAUGGACCAACAUUUGAAGAUGAAAAUUUUUCAGUUCCUCAUAAUAGAAGAGGAGUUCUUGGAAUGGUCAACCAAGGCCAUCACACCAAUGGGUCACAAUUCUAUAUCACCCUACAAGCAGCUCCCUAUCUGGAUAAAAAAUAUGUGGCUUUUGGACUGUAAAAGAGAAAUAGUUUCUUAGCCUCCUUUGCUGUCAGAAGUGGCCAUGAGAUAGCAUUCUGGCUGUGGAGGCAGGAGCAGAAUGCCAGGGGUCCAGUCCCCUUCAUCUAGUCUUGACCGCAAACAGGAUGGAGCUGGAGCUGUUGUCUUGUGGCCACAAAGCAAAGACCAAGAGAGUUGCUGAGAUGUCAGCCCCAACCUUCUGAGCUAUGGGACCAAUAUCAGUAACUACCUAUCUACCUCUGAACUUCUUACUAGAUGAAACAAAUAGACCCCUGGUUUCUCUA
This is a messenger RNA of Ictidomys tridecemlineatus (thirteen-lined ground squirrel), 1152 nucleotides long. It is a transcript of the gene Ppil6, whose product is annotated as peptidylprolyl isomerase like 6. Gene Ontology annotation, biological process: protein peptidyl-prolyl isomerization. The record is from RefSeq and is a predicted model, not a curated record. Gene Ontology annotation, cellular component: cytoplasm. Gene Ontology annotation, molecular function: peptidyl-prolyl cis-trans isomerase activity. NCBI's taxonomy places the organism in Eukaryota, Metazoa, Chordata, Mammalia, Rodentia, Sciuridae.